ACAGAAGCUCUUCCAUGGAAACAAGGGAUGCCAGUCUGCUGGUAUGAGUGAGCGAAUCAUUAAAACAAGAUGAAAGAUGAUGGUUAAGAGAUUUCCGAAUGAAUCCAAAGAAAGCGCAAUAUGCAGCUAAAAUUAGCUACUACCGGUUUAGCUGCAAACUAUCUAAGAAUGUUUCUCCUGUGUGGUAAAAACCAAAGAAGAGGAACAUGUAAGGGGAAACAACGACUGACGACGUAACGGCCAGAAAGGGUUCGGACAGCUCAUGAGAACCAGCUGAAAUAUGUGGAAAGUAAGCGGUCGGAGUUCGGCUCUGAACCGGGCAGAGGCGCUGCUGUCAGGCAAGAGGAGCAGCACAAGAGACGGAGGAGGCUCCACACACGACUCAACCACCAAAACACAGGGAGCCUCCUUCAGAGCUGGACCUGUUCCUCCAAAUAGCCACAACUUGUUCUCUGACCUCAGUGACCUCUCCUCAGACACCUCUGCUUCUAAACAGACUGCUGAAUCUGCCAGACUUGCUAAUACACAAGAGAACCUUGAGAUAAAGGGAGAUUCAACCCAGGAUCUCAGACCUCAGAAGUCACUGGCAGAAGGGAGCAGGUUCCUAAAGAAGGCUCCAAAACCAGCUAACAGCAGCCACUCGCCAGUCAGCAGGAACCGAGCACAGGCUGUGGUACAACCAAGAUGUGUGUCAUCCUCCCAGGGUGGCUCUCAGGCUCCAGCCUUGCGUAGGCUAGCUGAAAUCGAGAGUCGUGUCCGGAGCCGCAAGCAGGAGCUAGAACAGGCUAAGAAGGCUUCAGCAGCUGUCCUCAGUCCAGCCUCAGAUGUGGAAAUGGCACCAGAAGCAGCCGUCCAGAUCAAGGAGGCCUCUGCGGCACUGUCAGCGCAGUUCGACACUGACCAGAGCCAGAGGGAGAACCGUUUCCUCAAAAAGAAAAACCGCAGCAGCUCUGCUCCCCCCGAGGCAACAAGACAUGCUGCUGCUGGCGUCGGGUUCAGAUCAAGAGCCGGGGAUGCUGUUGAACUUUCUGGGGGGUUGGAGAGGAAGCCAAGGAGACCAAUGAGCGGUGUGAGUCUGGGAAGUGAUGAAGAAGACAUGAGGAAACUGCUUGGAGACUCAGUAGAAUCGAUCAGCAUGUCCGGACCCGGGAGAUCUUCAUCUGUGAAAAGACCAGACAGGACACUCAGCAGUCCCAGUGAGGAGGAUGAAAGGCAGGCUGCUGCCCACCCUUCACCGCCCUCUCCUUCCUGUCACAGCUCUCCGUUCCGAUUCACCGGCCAGGCCCGGGCCCAGUUCAGUCCUUCGGCGCUGUCUCCAUCACCCCCUUCCCCCCACCGCCCCUCCACCACCCCAGAGAGGCAGGGCUCCACUCAGAAGGCAGAGGGUCCGCGGCGCUGCCACUCAUCCGCGUCAAGCCAUGCUGAAGUGCUUUCUCUGGAGGAGCUGUUCCCUGUGGGGCUGGGAUCUGAGCAUCCACACAGUCACAUUAGUUCAGCUUCUUCAGAAGGAGACCCAGGAGAGAUCAGGGUCAAUGUGAUGACUCUCGAUGAGCUGAUUCCCUGUGAAACGCCAGAAAGACAGAGCUCAUUAGAUUACCAAAAGACUCAUUUUACUGAUUUGGUCUUGGUGCCAAUGCAGAAUCAAAACAAAAUGGCAGACGCUGUCCCUGGAUCCCAAAGUAGACGCCAGUUGUCACCAUGGGAGGAGGAAGAAGAGGCGGCGGUGGACUAUCACAGCAACUUUGACACUGAUUCUAGCGCCAGGCAGAUUUCAGAGUACCUAGGAGGAGGUUAUGAUGAGGAAGCAGAGGUCAGAUCAGAAGUCAGAUCAAAGAUCAGAUCAGAGGUCAGAUCAGACGUCAGAUCAGAGGUCAGAUCAGACGUCAGAUCAGAGGUCAGAUCAAAGAUCAGAUCAAAGGUCACACAGGCGGUUUCCAGGACAGACGAGUCUCUCAGGAAGACGGAAGAUGAUUAUUCCAGUACUUUCUCCAGUGUGAGAUCAGAAUCGUUCAGCAGAAGCAGACGGAGCUUCUCUCAGCAUUCAAGAAGGCAUGCUUCAGUCAGGAGGAGUUUCAAAGAUGCAGCAGCACAGACUUGGCCUGAUCCACCAGGUUACUCCUGGUCAGCAGGUAUGGCUCCGCUGGACCCCAUGGUUGGCAGGAUCUACAUGGGACCCACAUUUGUGGCCCCCCAUGCCUUCAGUGCAGACAGGUUAGAAGCUGUGAGCAUGUUGGACCCGGCUGGAUUUGCUCUGAAUGAAAUGCUGAAGCAGCAGCUGGCCAUUACCAAGCAGUUCAUAGAGCGCAGUGAACACCUCCAUGCCUGCCUGAUGCAAAGCCUGGAACCCCCCAACUACAGAUACACCACGCUGGAGGAAACCAUGCGGAGCAUUUGCAGGCGCAGACGUCCCAAACCUCACAGGGAGAAAACGUAGAGGUGGUUCUACAGAAAAUGGAGGCGGAGCCAGCUGCUUCAGAAACAUCCUGACCACUUUCUACACAUUCACUAAAACAUUGUAAUAAUGGAUUGUUAUAGCAA
Messenger RNA from Poecilia latipinna (sailfin molly), 2538 nucleotides. It is a transcript of the gene cunh19orf44, whose product is annotated as chromosome unknown C19orf44 homolog. The record is from RefSeq and is a predicted model, not a curated record. The transcript is spliced from 11 exons. The coding region runs from base 281 to 2434 and encodes 717 amino acids. NCBI's taxonomy places the organism in Eukaryota, Metazoa, Chordata, Actinopteri, Cyprinodontiformes, Poeciliidae.